AUGAGUGAUCCAUUAGCUGAUUAUACAAACUUAUCACAGGAUGAAACUGAUCCUUCGAAGAAAGAUGAUAACGUUGAUGAUUUACCAGAUUUUGAAGAUGUAGUGGGUGAUAAUGAUAUCGAACGACCAACCCAACAAGAAGAAGAAGAACAACAACAACAACAAGAAACAGAGAAAGACGAAGUUCCAGCACAGGAAGAACGAUCAAAUGAAGAAGAACCGCAAAAUUCGGAACCUAUAGAAGAUGUUCUUAGUACCAUGAAAGUUGCCAAACUUGCGGAUGGUCAAGUUGGUGAUGGUUAUGUCAAGAAACAUACUGGACUUAAAAGAAGACAUAAUAGCUCACUUGAUGAUGAUGACGAUGAAGAAGAAGACAAUGGACACAAUUCGAAUAAUAUUUUUAAUGAUGAUGAUAAUGACGGAGGCUCAAGAAGUAGACCAGGUAAAUCAUAUCAUCCAGAUGAUGAAGUUGAUUAUGAAAGUUUAGACCCACAACAAAGAAGACGACUCGAGUUGGAAGAAAGAAUGACUCAAGCUAUUAAGCCAGCAUCUAAGAGAAGAAGAAAAGCAGAUGAGGAUGAUAUUGAAAGAAUGCAAGAUGAUAAAAUUGAUGCAUUGAAAGAACAAAUGAUUAAAGCAGCUACUUUAGAUGUUGAUAAGAAUUCUCAAGGUCAAAUUGCAACUGAAAAAUUGAAGCUUUUAAGUAAAGUAACAGAUGUUUUAGCAAGAGCUGAUUUGGCUAUUUCUAUAUUGGAUAAUAAUUUAUUGGAAGCUGUAAGAUUGUGGCUUGAACCAUUACCGGAUGCAUCUAUGCCAGCUUAUCAAAUUCAAAAAGAAUUAAUCAAUGCUUUAGAAACAUUACCUAUAAAAACAGACCACUUGGCCGCUUCAGGAAUCGGGAAAGUUUUGGUUUUUUAUCAACGUUCUAAAAGAACUGAAGCUCUGUUGAAGAAAGUAGUUGAUAGAUUAAUUGGUGAUUGGACUAGACCAAUUUUGAAUAAAUCUGAUUCUUAUAAGGAUAGAAGCGUCCAAUUCCAUGAAUACAACAAAUCCAAAUUUACCAACAAAUUAUCAAGAGGUAGUAAAAGAAAGGAAGCUAAAACAUUAUAUGAACAAAAUGCUGAAAGAAGAAAAAGAGCUGCUAUUCCAAGUACUAGAACAACUGCCUAUAAGAUUGCUCCUCUGGUUGACAAGAGUUUAUUAAUGAGACAACAAGCAAGACAUGCUGGUAAUGAUGAAAGAUUCAAGAAGAUUAACCAAAAACUUACUUCAAUGUCUGUUAAAAGAAAAACUACCAAAAAAGGUGGUCCAUCUAUUGAAGGUAGAGAUUUGGCUAUGUAG
Messenger RNA from Candida tropicalis MYA-3404, 1341 nucleotides. RefSeq lists its product as uncharacterized. The transcript has a single exon. Gene Ontology annotation, biological process: poly(A)+ mRNA export from nucleus. The record is from RefSeq and is a predicted model, not a curated record. The coding region runs from base 1 to 1341 and encodes 446 amino acids. Gene Ontology annotation, cellular component: nucleus. NCBI's taxonomy places the organism in Eukaryota, Fungi, Ascomycota, Pichiomycetes, Serinales, Debaryomycetaceae.